AUGCGAGCAGCUCUGAUCCCACAAACCUACGAUCAAAGACCUUCCCACUCUGCUGCUACUGUUGUUGUUGCUGUUCAUCCCAGCUUUCAAUUAAGCCAAAUUGAAGAAAAUACUUUUAUAAUUCUCACCUAUAUCUACAUUUUCAAACUGAAGCAAUUUACGCUGGACUUCUUUCUGGAAAUAUUGGACACUUUAGACCCAAUCCAUGUCAGCAAGUAUCUGGACUUUUUAACCAGCAAGGACCAAAUCAUCAUCCAGAUAACUAAAGUUUGCCGACCAUUUUAUGACGAGAAAUUUCUCAAAAACAAAGUCAUGAAGCCACUUCUUGAUUCUCCAGUUAUGUUCUGUUGUCUACAAAAUGGCAAUGCAGCGACUGAACAGACUGGGAGAACGGAUAUUCUUCAUGUUCUUUUGAUUGCUUCCAUUGUGCCUGGGUUUGAGGCUUUUUUUUUUGUUUCCUUAUUCUUUUUCUUCUUUCUUUUAUUAUUUGAAAUUUUAAUUUUUUUUAUUUUUGCAGUUGUUAAACCAUUCAACCUUACCAAACCGGCUUUCAGGAAAGUUCCGAUUCCCCAGCCUAUACCAAAAUUAGGAAAAGCAAAGCCAGUACCAAAAACAUUAUAUGAGGAACCAAGUGAAUUCAAAACCCUCUACAGCAUCAAGAAGAACAAUAAAGUGCUCGCAGAGGAGCAUCUGAAGGAAUUGGCUAACCUUGAACUGAAGUGUGCUGACCCAACACUGAAGGAAAAAACUUACCUGAAACUGAGAGAAAUAGAAAACGAGAGAAAUAAACUGUUACAAUUCAACAAAAAGAAGUGCAUCAGUAUGCCAAAUUUUGAGACUCCAACACCUAUUAAGAUGACAAAAGCAGCUGUCCUCAGAGAAGGAAAAGUUCAUUUAAAUGAAGAAGAAGCAGAACUAAAAUGGCUUGAGGAACUGGAAAAAGGAGGAAAAGAAGACAGGCAGUUUGUGAAAUGGCAGAGCACAAUGAAAGAACAAGAUAUGAAACAGUCAAUGCUAGAAUUGGAGAAGCUACGAUUAAAAUCGAAAAUUAUUCGAGAAGAUGCCAUUCUAGCAAAAGAGAAACUACAGGAGGAGAAUCGACGUACAGUGCUGCAAUUGAAACAAGAAACAGAGGAGAUGCUGCAAGACUAUCUUCAACAACAGCUUGAAGAAGAACAACAAUCAAAGAAGGUUGUUCAAGAGAUUGCAGAAGGUCAAAAAAUGGCAAAAGAUGCCAAGAAAAAAGUGCAUGAACAGAAGAAGAAGAUAGUGCAGGAUGUGCAGCGAGGCAAACAAGAGCUGAAUGCAGCUGCCCUGGAGAAUGCUACAAUAGAGAUGCAGAAGAGACUUGAGAUCAUCGAUCGCAUCCGCGUGUUGACGGCCACACAACAGUGCCACAACACCAAGCUGUUUGACACGACUGAAACUUCUGGAUCAGGCUUACUCGGUGAAAUGUCACUGGCUGAGCUACAAGAGAGAUUGGCAGUUAUGAGAAGGUGGGAACAAGAGGACCAAGAAAAGAAACGCUAUGAGAUUUUAUUGUCUAAACAGGCAUCACAAGAACUAAUUUCAGACACAUUAGAUGUUAUACUGAAACACCGUAAUGAAAAAUCCCAAAUGACAUCUCUGAGGCGCCAGAAGCAAAAAGAGGCAAUAAAAGAAGAUUCCCAUUCUAAGAUAUAUGAUGAUGAAAUAAAUGUUCUUCAGAGGCUGUUAGAAGAGAAACGGUCUCGAAGACUAAAGUGCAUGCAGCCAUCUUCAAAGCAAAUCAGCAGAAAGAUCUCACCUCACAAACAGGGGCUGGGUUCAUCGCACUAUCAAAGAAGGAAGGAAACAUUCCUUUCCCUACUGGUCUCCAAAGUGAUGGACACUCCUGCUGGUAAACAUUUGGAAGAUCAUAACUUACAUCCAAAGCGAUGACGACUUAAGGCAAGUAUAGAUUUCAUUGGCUUUUGUUCCUUUAGGGAUCAUUGGCAGGAUUUGGCAAAAGUCACCUGACAGUAGUGCCAAUGCUAUUCUUCCCAUUUGAGAGCCAUUCUCAUGCAAGUCUUGGAAUGUCUUACCUUUAGGCCUCCAGAACAC
Molecule: messenger RNA, 2082 nt
Organism: Octopus bimaculoides (California two-spot octopus)
Lineage: Eukaryota; Metazoa; Mollusca; Cephalopoda; Octopoda; Octopodidae
Product: cilia- and flagella-associated protein 99
Source: RefSeq, a predicted model, not a curated record